Venturia canescens is the source of this 4500-nucleotide messenger RNA. RefSeq names its product echinoid (gene ed). The transcript is spliced from 7 exons. Gene Ontology annotation, biological process: cell-cell adhesion. NCBI's taxonomy places the organism in Eukaryota, Metazoa, Arthropoda, Insecta, Hymenoptera, Ichneumonidae. Bases 949 to 4500 code for a protein of 1183 amino acids. The record is from RefSeq and is a predicted model, not a curated record. Gene Ontology annotation, molecular function: cell adhesion molecule binding. Gene Ontology annotation, cellular component: cell-cell junction; plasma membrane.
GUUGAAAGGCGCGCUUGUGACUUGUGCAAAAGUGUCGAACGUUCGUAUCUGAAAAAGAAAAAAAUCGGCAAUCAUGAGACACCAUAUUCGAUGAAGCAUCUCAGCGUUUUUUAUCAACUUUUAUCUGGCUUCGUUGGCGUUGUUAUUAAUCAUAAUAUAGGUGAACUUGUUGCAAUUUUUUAAAAUCAAUUCGUUAACCCGACGAAAAGUGCGCUCUUGAAAACCGAUCGUGAUCAGUGAUCGCCUUUUCUUCGCUCCAUUUCAAGUAUAGUGCGCAACAAUUUCCUGUGUAUUCGACGCCGGACAUUUAUUUUGUGCGACGAAUAUAAAAUACGAAGGGUUCUUUCGAAACGCGCCAAUUACCAAGAAUAAUCUUUCAUAACGUAUUUUAUUUAUCGAUACUUUCGGAUUAUUUAGUGCGUCGGUGAAAGGGAUUACGCUCCGAAGCAGUGGUUCUGUGUUGUUCAGUCCCCGUAUACGUGUCAGAUAACAAGAAAUCCGGCUUUCCUUCGGCUGAAUUUCUACAUUUUUAUUCGUUUCCGGAUCUGGUACUGCGGUCUGGAGUGCAACUUGUGAACGAAUCGUCACCCCUCGUGCCAAAAAUUUAUGUGAUCCGUGAAUUUUUUGUUCGUUUUGUGAUCUCUUCUCGCAUUUCAAUAAUGAUUUCAAUUGUGUAAAGCAAAGAUAAAUAUUUGAAAGAGUGGCGAAAAAAGUGCGGUCAAAACAUCAAGAUGUUACAAGCAUCGAAGUAAAUUAGCUCGCUCAAAAGAGCUCAGAAAUAUUCUUUCUAAUAAUCCACUGGAUGAUUGUUCUGAUGAAAGUGCGACUCAAUCCCGAGUGACGAAGUAUUUUCCAUUCGUAAUACCUCUGGAAGGCAGAUAUUGUGUUGGAUGAAGCUCUGCGACAGAUAGUACUUACGGAUUGGUCGCAUCGACAAAAUCUUACGAUAUGGAUACCGUACGCGAGUCUCGGAUUACUCGAUCACUGAAGAAUGCAGCCUGCCUGUUUUUUUUAUGCGCCGCACUAACGAGUGUGGGGGCUGUCGAGGAGACGGAGGUGGAUACGCACGAGGGUAAAACCGUAACUUUGAAAUGCCGUUUCCCACCGGUACGAGAGAACGCGACGAGCUUUUGGUUAACUCAUAUGAACAAUUAUCACGACAAUGCGGCGAUCGAUGACAAGGCAUUGUCACCGAAUUAUCGGGUGCAUAUGGAUCUGAACAAGGGGCAAUACGAUCUUGAAAUUCUGAACGUAUCGUACGAGAGCAACAACGGAAAAUACGAGUGCAGGGUAAAAGUGAGCGGCAGCGGAGUUAAUCUUUAUCACAAAAAUGUGACGCUAACUGUGUUAAGAGCACCCGGACCGCCUUCGAUAUCGCCGACAUCGGCAUCUGCGACGGAGAAUAAGACUCUCGAAUUGCAGUGUAAAACAAACGGUGGUAGUCCGGAGCCUGAAGUGCGAUGGUAUCGUGACAACAGUAACGAAGUGUUGCACACCGGACGUACACUAGUUUUGAAUCCAAGGAGGGAGGACGAUCGUGCAGUUUUUCAUUGCGUCGUCCGUAACCGAGCCAUGCUCGAAGGCCACACGUUGAAUGCGACGGUGAUCCUUGACGUUAACUAUUUUCCUCGUGUCAGCGUUGGUCCCGCGAAUCCGUUGAAGGUUGAGGCAAACGGUACGGUAACUUUGCGCUGUGACGUUGCAUCGAAACCACGAGUCGGUACGGUGCGUUGGUUGCGUGACAAAAGCUUCGUCGCGACGAAUUUCGAGCACCGAAUACCGAAGGUAACGCUCCAAGAUGCGGGAAAUUACACGUGCGAGGCUGAUAACGGUCUUGGACGGACUGGCGAAGGUUCCCUUUAUCUUGAUGUCUUAUAUCCACCGAGAGUCGCCAUCGAGGGUGACACUUAUCGCGUUGUUCAGGUAGAAGACACCGUCAACGUUCACUGCAACGUUUCAUCCAAUCCGGAACCCUCGAUUAUCGAAUGGGUCAGAACAGGCAGACCAGAAUUUCGGCAAAUUGGAAAAAUUCUCAGACUCCAACGAGUGACCGCUGAUCAAGCUGGCAACUACACAUGUCGAGCCACGAACACGAUCCACCCGAGUGGCGGAGAACCUCAACUUUAUUCGGCCACCGCCAUGGUCAACAUUCGCGUAAGACACAAGCCCGGACCAGCCAGAGUUACACCAGGGUCACCAGUAGCGGUCGAAGGUUCCCGCGUCAUUUUGACAUGCACAGCCAGCCCUGCUGGAUAUCCCGUACCUGAAUACAAAUGGUGGAAAGAAAGCGAAGAUGGCAGCAUGAUGAUGGUGCCCGAAAUAUCUGGCCAAAAAUUCGUCAUCCCGAACGUUCAUCUUGGUAGCGACGGUGGAUAUCAAUGUCAGGCUUGGAAUGAAAUUGGGAGUAGUGAGCCUGCCAAUGUCAGACUUACUGUUUAUCAACCACCCAAAAUACUCACCAAACUGCAACCUCACGUCACCAAAAAAAUCGGCGAGUCGUCGUUCAUGGUGUCGUGCGUAGCUCAAGGGAAACCUAUGCCAGUAGUGGUUUGGUUGAAGAACGACGCGAUGCUCACUGCAGAUGAAAGUCGGUACAGUGUCAAGACUUCAUCAUCAACGGGGCACGGUAACGUGAUAACCGUAAACUCUACGCUGAGUUUCCUCGGUCACGCGAGGCCCCAAACUGACAAGAUAGUGGCGACUGAUCGCGGCAAAUAUACCUGUCGAUUUGAGAACGAAGUCAAGAGGGUCGAGUCAACUAUGAUGCUCAAGGUUGAGCACGCACCAAUCGUAUUACACAAACACGAUAAAGUUGCGGCUAGCGUCGGCGAAGUUGCGAGCGUCGAAUGCAAAGUACAGGCUUGGCCGAAGCCCGAAUUUCAAUGGAUCUUUACGAACAGCCCAGCAUCGCUGCAGCGCUCAUCGAGCGAUGGGCACUAUGAGAUCUCGACAAUGGGCGAUUCGGACGAUAUCUACACGUCUGUGUUGAAGAUAAGCGACAUCAAAGAGUCAGAUUACGGCGAAUACACAUGCAGAGCUAACAAUUUACAAGGCUUUGGCAAUUCGAGUAUAAAACUUCAACGUAAGGGUGCGCCUGAAAAGCCUACGAACGUAACAGCCGUGAUCGUUGCCCCAACCCACGUUGCUCUUGCCUGGGAAGUUGGCUUUGAUGGUGGUCUACCAAUCACCAGAUAUUAUGUGUUUUAUCGCCGUAUACCCGCUGAGGAUGAAGUCGUUGCACCUGAUUGUGCACCACCCCGUGGACCAGCUGGACAAUGGCAAGAAGUUGAUUGCGGUCGUUCCAAUCCCUGCAACAUAACCGACCUCGAGCAACAUCAAACGUAUACUUUCAAAGUAAAAGCCUACAAUACCCACAAUAGUUCUGAUUAUUCGGACGAAGUGACCGAGACAACCGCCGUCGCUAAAAUCCCGACUCCUCUGCGCGUCACUUACGAUCCUGAGAGUGGCAAUCUAGCCAUAAAUGUCGGUGCAACGUGUUUGGCUCUCGUUGCUUUGAUCGAAAGAUCUGAAGAUGGAUCGCCCGAUGCUUGGAAAAUUAUCGAAAACUGGCACCUUGAGGUACUUGGAAGUGCGCCCACACAAAGAGAAGCUCCCCUUGAUCGCCGCGACAUUUCCGAUAUCAAUUCGCGCAUCAGGGUACGACUUUGCCUUAAACUUGAUCGUCAGAAAUGCGGAGAGUACGCCGAAGCUAAAAUCGGACCGCCGUACUUUGCUAAGGCCGGUGCUUUGGCGACACCAACCCUUAUAGCUCUGGUCGUGAGUGGAGCAGUUUUCCUCCUCUUUGCUGCUUUGCUUCUGCUUUUCUGUCGUUGCCGAAGAAAACAUGCUGCCAAAGCCAAGGACUAUGAAAUGGACUCUAACGCCGUCCGACCAAGCCUUGUAACCGGAAACGGACAACAAACUCAAGCGCCGCCACCAUAUUAUGCCGAAAACAAAGCCCUCGAACACAGUCUCGAUCACGCUCUAGCUCUUGAGGACUCCAAAACACCAGCUUAUGUCCAGCCCGGCUAUGGUUAUCAUCAGCCUAAUCACAACAUCAAUGGUGUUAAUAUGGGAUACAUGGACAACAGCUAUUCAAACUCGAACAACGGUGGUUCGGUAAACUCGCAGGAUUCAAUAUGGCAGAUGAAAUCAGCAGCAGCAAAUGGAAUAAAUCAACCGUACGAUCUUGGUGGAUAUGCAACGACCGAGUCUGAUUAUCCUGCUCAUCAGCAUUACAUGCCACAGCGGGACGAUUACAGAGAGAAUCACAAUCCCAGCAGGCAACAAUUUUGCUCGGAGCCUUUCGCAACGGUUGUUAAAUCCCAGAAGCAUGUUGAUUCACCGUACGAUGUGUCAGGACUUCCCUACCAAGAGGCAUAUGACGAAGACGCAAAGCCACCGCAGCAAGUGAGCCUGUCGUACGACGAGAGCUUGGAGUCCGGUUACUCAACGCCAAACAGCCGACGACCACGAGUAAUAAGAGAAAUAAUUGUUUGA